AUGACUCGUAAUAUCCGAUUGUCGUCAUCUCCUGGGGCCGUGGCAUCCAAGGGGUUUGACAGUCCAUUAGUUGAGAAACCUGAUACUGCGUUGGGUGUUGGAAUUAUUCACUUGUACCGUAUACCAUUUCUUCAAGAAAGUGAAACCAUGGAGCUGCUCAGGAAAGUGAAGGCAAAGGUUUCUGCUAAUAUUGUUGAUAUACUGACUGAGCAGUGCUUCAACAUUCAAUUGGACGAUCCACUCACUCCUGAGAAGCUUUCAACACUUCAUUGGCUCUUAGCAGAAACUUAUGAACCUGAGAAGUUGCAAACUAGGAGCUUUCUGGAGGAUGAAGUAUCUAGAAAUUCUUGUACUGUCAUUGUUGAGGUUGGUCCCCGGAUGACAUUUUCAACAGCAUUCUCGACCAAUGCUGUCUCAAUUUGUAAAUCUCUCUCAUUAGUAGAAGUGACACGACUAGAGAGAUCAAGAAGAUACCUUUUGCGCCUUGAGCCUGGUAGUGAUCCACUUGAUGAAAGUCAGCUCAAAGAAUUCGCUGCAUUGGUUCAUGAUAGAAUGACAGAGUGCAUUUAUCCCAACAAGCUCACAUCAUUUCAAUCAGACGUAGUUCCUGAACCUGUCCGUGUUGUUCCAGUCAUUGAAAGGGGAGAAGAAGCAUUGGAAGAAAUAAAUGUGAAGAUGGGACUUGCUUUUGACAAACAAGAUAUUGACUACUAUACACACCUCUUCAGAGAUGAUAUUAAACGCAAUCCAACUACCGUGGAACUUUUUGAUAUUGCACAAUCCAAUAGCGAACAUAGCAGACAUUGGUUUUUUAAUGGAAAGCUUGUAAUAGACGGAGAGACCAUGCCAACCACUUUGUUCCAGUUAGUGAAGAGUCCCCUGAAAGCCAACCACAAUAACUCUGUCAUCGGAUUCAAGGAUAACUCGAGUGCAAUAAAAGGAUUCCCAGUAAAUCAGCUGCGCCCAACAAUUCCGGGUUUCACUUCACCAUUAUCCAUUAUCAUGCGUGAGCUAGAUAUUUUAUUCACAGCAGAAACCCAUAACUUUCCAUGCGCUGUUGCACCAUACCCUGGAGCUGAGACGGGUGCAGGUGGCCGUAUAAGGGACACACAUGCCACUGGGAAGGGUUCUUUUGUUGUUGCUUCCACUGCUGGUUACUGUGUUGGUAAUCUUCGAAUUGACAAUUCAAAUGCACCCUGGGAGGACCCUUCAUUUUCUUACCCAGUGAAUCUGGCCUCUCCAUUGCAAAUUCUUGUUGAUGCUAGUGAUGGUGCAUCUGACUAUGGGAACAAGUUCGGUGAGCCUCUAAUUCAGGGAUAUACCAGAACAUUUGGGAUGAGGUUGCUAAAUGGGGAGCGGCGUGAAUGGUUGAAGCCUAUAAUGUUCAGUGGAGCUAUAGGGCAAAUUGAUCAUGCACACAUAUCAAAGGGUGACCCAGAAAUUGGCAUGCUAGUUGUGAAGAUUGGUGGUCCAGCGUACAGAAUUGGUAUGGGCGGUGGUGCUGCCUCGAGUAUGGUUAGUGGCCAGAACGAUGCAGAGCUUGAUUUCAACGCAGUACAGCGUGGAGAUGCCGAGAUGGCACAGAAAUUGUAUCGUGUAGUCAGGGCAUGUGCAGAAAUGGGACCGAGCAAUCCUAUCAUCAGCAUUCAUGAUCAGGGUGCAGGAGGAAAUUGUAAUGUUGUGAAGGAAAUAAUAUAUCCCAAGGGAGCUGAAAUUGAUAUCCGUUCAAUUGUUGUUGGUGAUCAUACAUUGUCGGUCUUGGAGAUAUGGGGUGCUGAGUACCAGGAACAGGAUGCACUACUUGUGAAACCUGAGAGCAGAAGCCUGUUAGAAUCGCUUUGUGAGAGGGAAAGAGUUUCAAUGGCUGUCAUUGGGAAAAUUGAUGGCUGUGGAAAAAUUGUGUUGAUUGAUAGCGCUGCUGUGGAGCAUUCCAAGCUGAAUGGCCUCCCUCCUCCAACCCCUGUUGAAGAACUUGAGCUUGAAAAGGUUUUAGGAGAUAUGCCUCAGAAGACCUUCGAGUUCAGGCGUGUUUCUCAAGUCACAGAGCCUUUAGACAUUGCACCUGGGGUGACACUACUAGAUGCUCUGAAGCGAGUAUUAAGGCUCCCAUCCGUGUGUUCAAAACGUUUCUUGACCACUAAGGUUGAUAGGUGUGUGACAGGUCUUGUUGCACAACAGCAGACAGUUGGGCCUCUCCAACUCCCGCUUGCUGAUGUGGCUGUGAUUGCACAGACGUACACAGACCUAACAGGUGGUGCUUGCAGCAUUGGAGAACAACCAAUAAAGGGUUUGCUUAAUCCUAAGGCCAUGGCCAGACUUGCUGUUGGGGAGGCCUUGACUAAUCUUGUUUGGGCUAAGGUUACAUCACUUGCUGAUGUCAAAGCAAGCGGGAAUUGGAUGUACGCUGCAAAGCUUGAUGGCGAAGGUGCAGAUAUGUAUGAUGCAGCUGUUGCAUUGGCUGACUGCAUGAUUGAACUUGGUAUUGCAAUAGAUGGGGGAAAGGACAGUCUUUCCAUGGCAGCUCAGUGUGAUGGUGAAGUCGUCAAGGCUCCUGGAAAUCUGGUCAUCAGUACUUACGUGACAUGUCCUGAUAUAACAUUGACAGUAACCCCUGAUUUGAAGCUCGGCAAGGAUGGAAUUCUUCUGCAUAUUGAUCUUGCUAAAGGAAAUUGCCGUCUCGGUGGUUCUGCUCUUGCACAAGCAUUUGAUCAAAUUGGAAAUGACUGCCCGGACAUUGAUGAUGUUCUGUACUUGAAGAAGGUAUUUGAGGCCAUUCAGGAAUUGCUCAGUGAACAUCUUAUUUCAGCAGGCCAUGACAUAAGCGAUGGUGGCCUUAUUGUGAGUGUUCUUGAGAUGGCAUUUGCUGGUAACUGUGGUUUUAAGCUCGACAUAGACUUAGAAGAUAGGAGCCUUAUUGAAGGACUUUUUGCAGAGGAGCUUGGCCUCAUUAUUGAAGUACACUCGAAAUAUCUCAACAUCGUGAAGCAAAAGCUUGAAAUAGCAGGCAUUUCUGCUAAUGUUAUUGGAGAAGUUACUAGCUUACCAGAAAUAGAAGUUUUUGUUGAUGGCAAUCUGCAUCUCAAGGAAAAAACUUCGGAUCUCAGGGAUCUGUGGGAGGAAACGAGCUUCCAGCUUGAGGAGUUACAACGUCUGAAAUCUUGUGUCAAACUUGAGAAAGAAGGACUAAAAUGCAGGACAUCACCAUCAUGGUCUCUGUCUUUUACCCCCAAAUUCACAGAUGGGAAACUGUUGACUGCUUCCUCGAAACCAAAGGUUGCCAUCAUUCGUGAAGAAGGGAGCAAUGGGGACAGGGAAAUGGCUGCUGCAUUCCACGCUGCUGGAUUUGAACCAUGGGAUAUUACAAUGUCAGACCUCUUGGCUGGGAAGUCUUCUCUCAAUGAGUUCCGAGGGAUUGCGUUUGUUGGUGGUUUCAGCUAUGCAGAUGUGCUGGAUUCAGCGAAAGGCUGGGCUGCAUCAAUCAGGUUUAACCAACCCCUCAUUCAGCAAUUCCAGGACUUCUACCACAGGCCAGACACGUUUAGCCUUGGAGUAUGCAAUGGUUGUCAGCUUAUGGCUCUUCUUGGCUGGGUGCCAGGGUCAGGUGUUGGAGGUUCUCUUGGUACAGGUGGUGAUUUGUCCCAGCCGAGGUUUAUUCACAAUGAAUCUGGUCGUUUUGAGUGCCGGUUUACCAGUGUGUCCAUUGGCGAUUCUCCUGCUAUUAUGUUCAAAGGGAUGGAAGGUUCCACCUUGGGUGUUUGGAGUGCUCAUGGCGAGGGAAGAGCUUUCUUCCCAGAUGAAAAUGUUCUAGCUACUGUUGUGAAGUCUAAUCUGGUUCCUGUGCGGUAUUGUGAUGAUUAUAACAAUAUUACUGAGACUUAUCCCUUCAAUCCUAAUGGUUCUCCACUAGGUAUAGCAGCCCUUUGCUCACCUGAUGGGAGGCACCUGGCUAUGAUGCCGCAUCCAGAGCGUUGCUUCAUGAUGUGGCAAUAUCCAUGGUAUCCUAAGGAAUGGCAGGUUGAGAAGAGUGGCCCCAGCCCUUGGCUGCGAAUGUUCCAGAAUGCUAGAGAAUGGUGCUCAUAG
Miscanthus lutarioriparius is the source of this 4080-nucleotide messenger RNA. The record is from the annotation of a GenBank genome assembly. NCBI's taxonomy places the organism in Eukaryota, Viridiplantae, Streptophyta, Magnoliopsida, Poales, Poaceae.